AUGAAAAGUAAAACGUGUCGGAAAAUAGCAAGGUUUUUCGGAAGUGAGAGGAAUAAGUAUGUUGCCCCAAAGAGAGUGCUUGGCUUUAUAUGUGGAGUAAUUCUAGGAUUGGCGUUCUACGAGUUAAUACUUGUAGAUCUGAAUUUUACGGAAAAUGCUGCGUUUACAGUAGGAGGCAUUAUAACUAUGAUGAUUUCAAUUGGACUUGCAUUCUCCUCCCAAAUUCGGUGUAUAACCAUGCUAUCGUUUCCAACUUUCGGCGGGCGAGCGGGUCGAGGUGUCCUGAAGGCUGUGGUCGUGGCGUACAUAUUAUCUGGACCGAUUCAAAAUCUAAGCAACAACGGGCAGGAGGUGGUAAGGGUGUUUGCGUGCACGACUGCGUUAACAUUCAAUUUGACUAAGACAAAGUAUGAGUUACUGUUCAAGCCGUUUACACAAGCACUGUUUGGGCUCAAAACGGAUGUUACCGAGGUGAAAGAUACUGUGAGAACUAUUCGGGAUGUGUCCGCACCGAUCGUAGGAGAGGUCGAAGGUGAAGCAGAAAUGAAGAAGUUGAAAGAGGAGAAUGACUACAUUGACUUGGUCAAUCAAAACUCAUUACGAUCGAAAGAAAUUGACGAUAAGUACCGAUCAAAAGGAGAACAAACUGAAGCGGAGCGCUUUGAGAAGAUGUACUUAAAGAAAAUCGAAAUGCGGUGCGAAGACCAAUUUACUCGAGCCGCUGAGAAGUGUAGAAACAUGUUUCAGAGGGGUUACGAUACAUGCUACGAUACUGUUACUUGGCUUGCUGCCUGGUUGUUGUGUUGGCCUAUGAAGUUAACGUUCGUAUGCAACAUCGUGCAGGUUUUGGGCGGUAAGAGCCGCUGCGAUCCAUCAAAAGAUUUGGAUUCUGGCUUUGGUGAAGGCUACACGUACUUGAAAAAAUCGAGCGAUUCACUGACUCAAAAUUUUAAAGACGUAAAAGUCCAAUACAAAAUUACGCGAAUUAAGGAGUUGAUUGACGUGAGACAAGCGACCGAUACCGCAAAAGCCGUCUUGCAUGCGGUGAACGCAAAAAAAGCGUUGUUAGACGAACUCCUGACGCUCCUGAAGCGAAUUCUGGCUUUCGUUUUUUUGCGAAUUAUCGUAAAAGCGCAAAAAUACCACGACAGGUACUUACGGGAGAUAGAAUACGACAACAUCUACAUAACUAGGUAUUUCCGCCAUAUCGAUGCUAGAAGACACACGCAGGAGAAGAUCACGCUGUUGCCACUGAAAAAGGUCGAAAGGAGUAAGCUGGUCGAUCCGUGGGACUGGAAACCGUUAAAAAUGGAACGAGAAGAGCUACUGGGCCAAACCUUAAAGCUACUGUUAGAAAUGAUAACUGCAACAACCUUCAUUCUUCUCGAUCGCUUAUUUUACGAAGCCCUAGACUUGGUACGCCGACACGCUAAAAUCGACUACACGCAAACCGGUCACCACGAUCUCAUGUUGCAAGUGAAAGGCACGGGUAUAAUAGCCUCCAUGUUGAGAUCUGUUCUAAAAGGUUUCAAUGUAAAGAAGCGGAUCAAAACGGUUCGAAGCAACGAGGCCUGUCUGCCUCAACCGACCGUGUUACCAAAUUACUACAUUUUCAAGAUUUACGGUACCUACUUCUGCGUAUGGGUCUUGGUGCUGCUCCAGGCCUAUAUUCACAGGUUACGACCGGCAAUCUGUGCGAUUUUCUACAGGAAAAGAGAAAAACGACGCAUACUGUACUUAUACAACGAGACUCUCAGGAGACGAAUCAGUUUCUUUAGGUACAUGAAGAACAAGGUGAAGAAAUUGGUGAGGGAGCGUCGUCUUCAAGAUGAUCUGAACAUCUUUACUGUGUUGCGUGUACGUUUUCCAAAAGCUUGCAAGUGCCUGCGUUUUUUUGCGGCAGCAAGGCGAAAGUGUUUAAUAUGUGGGGAACCGGAACCGCGCAAGAAAUCAAAUCUUCCCGGUGAUUUUGAGAAGUGCGCGACACCCACGUGCCAUUUCGUGCAUUGCGCCGAAUGUUGGUACGAUGUGGGCAGGCAGUGUCUCGCCUGCGCAGAAUCCGGUUCCGAAGAAAGCGAUUUUCAAAGUUCCGAUGAGGGUGACUCAGACUAA
This is a messenger RNA of Photinus pyralis (common eastern firefly), 2112 nucleotides long. RefSeq names its product protein sneaky (gene snky). The transcript has a single exon. The record is from RefSeq and is a predicted model, not a curated record. NCBI's taxonomy places the organism in Eukaryota, Metazoa, Arthropoda, Insecta, Coleoptera, Lampyridae. Gene Ontology annotation, cellular component: membrane. The coding region runs from base 1 to 2112 and encodes 703 amino acids.